AUGCAUGCAGAGGUUCGUUCCGUGCACGUUGCAGCGGCACACGGAGGGUGCCUGCUUGUCUGCCGGCCGGAGCGCCGUCCCCAAUGCCGCCCCCUGGACUGGCCAGUCGCUCCGUCCCGAGAACGGUGCCGGAGCCCCGACCGGCUGCCGCAGCGUGCCUGCAAAGCAGGGCGACCCCCGGCGGACACCUACACAGCGCGGCAAAAUGGCACCGAGGCUGCUCCCGGGUUCCCUCCCACCCCCACCGAUCACUGUCGGAGCGCGCCUCUGCGCGGAUGCAGAGCGAAACGCCGGAUUGGUGGCCUAGAGACAGCCGGUUCCUUCGACGGGAGCGUUUUCCCUCCACUGAAAGGAUUCUCUCUCCAGGACCACCUUGCAGCUUCACCCUUGAAUGUUUCACAUCUUUGUCUUCUGCUCCUUCCCGUUUUUUGUUCCAAAAAACCAGCACUACCUCUGCGUUGCUAUGCUCACAAAGCAGAGAUCACAGAUGAAGAACUGGACGCUCGCUGGGUGAUGUUCUUCAACAAACCUGAUAUUGAUGAUUGGGAACUCAGGAAAGGUAUUAACACCUUAGUCGAUGCAGACAUGGUUCCUGAACCAAAAAUUGUUGAUGCGGCUUUGAGGGCAUGCAGGCGGCUAAAUGACUUUGCUACCACAAUCCGCAUCUUGGAAAUGGUAAAGUACAAAUCGGGCAGAUACAGGGAUAUAUAUCCAUACGUUAUCCAGGAACUUAGACCAACUUUGAAUGAAUUGGGAAUUUCAACUCCAGAAGAACUUGACAUGGACAAAGCAUAAACUUAACAAUGGACUUCCCAUGAGAAUACCGUUAAGGUUCUGUGACUGUACAACAAUUACCUGGAUAUUAUAGACAUUAUAAUUACUUAUUUGAAAUCACUUCUUCCUUUUAUUGAGUCCUGGAUAUGUAUUGUGAAGUUGACCUAAUAAAGAGGAAAUGGUUUGAAUUGA
Pantherophis guttatus is the source of this 966-nucleotide messenger RNA. NCBI's taxonomy places the organism in Eukaryota, Metazoa, Chordata, Lepidosauria, Squamata, Colubridae. The record is from RefSeq and is a predicted model, not a curated record.